AUGUCCUCGCAGGCGCCGGCUUCUGGACUCCGUUUGCAAAUCGCUGCUAUCGAGCAGGAGAUUGCCUCCUUGCUGGCUCAAAAAGCAAAGCUUGAAGAAACCCUUGCGACUGUUCCGUUUCCCGCUCUCUCGCUGCCUCUCGAUAUUGCGCGGCUCAUCUUUCAUCGCGUGGUCCCCGAUCACCCCAGCAACAGGCGCAUAGUCGAAGCGCUCAAGAUUGCGGGUGUCUGUACUGCCUGGCGGGACAUCGUCUUUACAGCGCCGGAACUGUGGACCACUGUCGCAGUCAAAACUGGCAAUGUGGCGAUGGUGCAGGCGCUAGAUACGUGGCUUCCGCGAACGAAAGGAUCCGCCUUCAAGCUCAUCAUCAACUUCGAACGCGACGAAAGAGUGGCUACCGCGGUUUGGGCUGCCGCAACCAGAUAUUCCGCGCAGUGGCAGGAUGUCUUGCUCACCACUGGCGACUCGCUCACUCUCCCAUUGCCCAACUCGCUCCCGGCACUCACGGCGCUCACCAUCCAGGGCGAUUUGGCACUCGAAUGUGCUGAUGGGAGCACUGUUGAUGCGCCGCACUUCUCGCAUCUCUCGCUCGACACACCGAUUCUGAUGUUCCAACUGGGACUGCCGCUUGAGCAGGUGGCCACGCUUUACCUCCAGGGCGAAUCCUACUCCGGGCUCAUCCCUAUUCUUGCGAAAACACCCGACGUGCGCGACCUUACGCUCGACUUUUCCGACUCAGACGGCCUCGUGGCCAGCGCCGGCGCUUCGUCCCCACUCGUGCUCACGUGCCUACACACACUUGAGUACAACCAUGACCUUCCAGAGGCGAUUGUCAUAGCGCUUGUGCUUCCCGUGCUGCACACCCUCCGUUUCCGUAGCGAACUUCCCGGCCCCUUCAACACCGUGCCGACAUCCCAGCUCCUUACCAUGCCAGGCACCGGCGCUCGUCGCGCGCUGCGCGAACUCGAGAUCGGCCGGACACGUGGCCACACCGUGACCUCGCAGGUGAUGGCGUGGCUUGCUGGGCUGCCGACACUCACCCGGCUCACAAUAUGCCUGGACGGCUUUGGCCCGGAGGACAUCGCCACAUUCUGCAACGAAAUUGCUGGCGGGGACCUCCUUCCCGAGCUCGAGACACUGCUUAUCACGCACAUGAAGCGCGCGGUUGAGGCACAGGUCCUGGCAGACGUGGUCGAACGCAGGUGGCGCUGGGUCGGCGGGGGAUCGCGGAUAAAGAAGUUCGAGGUGCAAUUGGUGGGAGAAGAUGUGCUGGGGUAUGUUGAGAGGAGGUUGGGAAGUGGGCAGAUGAAAGGGCUGGAGUACAUGAUCUCGCAAGGGCAUAGUACUCAUCCGCACAACUUGAAUAUGUAUUGA
This is a messenger RNA of Mycena indigotica, 1374 nucleotides long. RefSeq names its product F-box domain-containing protein. The transcript has a single exon. The record is from RefSeq and is a predicted model, not a curated record. Bases 1 to 1374 code for a protein of 457 amino acids. Lineage: Eukaryota; Fungi; Basidiomycota; Agaricomycetes; Agaricales; Mycenaceae.